Molecule: messenger RNA, 1306 nt
Organism: Sardina pilchardus (European sardine)
Lineage: Eukaryota; Metazoa; Chordata; Actinopteri; Clupeiformes; Clupeidae
Exons: 4
Coding region: 136-1149 (337 amino acids)
Source: RefSeq, a predicted model, not a curated record
GUCGGAGCCAGGCUGAGCCAAUAAAACCAGCUUUGUUACCUGUGAGGUAAAGCAGGAGUGUUGGUGCAGCAUUGUAGAGGAGUGAGCAGUAGCAUCUGGAGCAGUGGUUUGGGUGUGAAGACAUUGCAGUUGGCCAUGAGUCUUGCUUUGAUGCUUAGGCUACCUUGGCUUUGCCUUUUCUUCUUGACUGAUGUGGGCCUAUGCAGUCCUCUACUUCAAGCCCAGACGCGGCCAGCGUGGAUCAUGCCUCCAGCUCCAGUGAACCAGAAACCUGAGGCUCCAGCCCAAGUGCUCCCAGCUUGGGUUCAGACACCCCCAGCAUGGAUGCUUCCGGCUCCAGUGAACCAGAAACUCAAAACUCCUGAGGCUCCAGCCCAAGAGCUUCCAGCAUGGGCACAUCCACCCUCAGCAUGGUUGAUUCCUCCACCUUCAGUGAAGCAGAAACCCAAGGUGCCUCCAGCUCCAGUGAACCAGGAACCCCAGACUCCUGAGGCUCCAGCCCAAGAACCCCAAGCAUCGGCCCAGACGUGGCCAGCGUGGUUCAUGCCUCCAGCUCCAGCUCCAGUGACCAAGAAACCCAAGGUGCCUCAGGCUCCAGCCCAAGAGGUUCCUGCAUGGGUUCAGACUCCCCCAGUAUGGGUCAAGAUGCCUCCAGCUCCAGUGACUCAGGCUCCAGCCCAAGAGCCUCCAGCAAGGGUUCAGACACGCCCAACAUGGAUGCUUCCAGCUCCAGUGAACCAGGAACCUGAGGCUCCAGCCCAAGAACCCCCAGCAUGGAAUAACAUGCCCCAGUCCCCAGCGAGCCAGGCACCAGCCCAAACGCCACCGCCUCCGAUGACUCCAUUAGAACCUGUUGGGGGUGAUUUUGGCACUUCCUUCAUGGAGGGUGUCAGUGGAGAGGCUGCCUCUAAUGGUGGCGGUACUGAGGGUCCCUCAUCAGAGAGGGAGCGCUACCUUGUUAUCACAGAGCCCUUGGGUUUUCAAACCCGCUACGUGGUCAAGUCCUUCAAUCGUUAUGUGCGAGGACGAAAGAUCUAUUCCCAAACCACCUACAUCCCUCUAGACUAUCCUCCUGUCUCUGAGCCUGCUCCCGUCCCCACUCUUCCUCUGCCUGAAGCCCAGCUGGACCAAACUGUGAAGGCCAGCUGAGCUUGGCCCCUGUCCCAGCCCACCCCUGAGAUGAACCUUGAGGCCAGCAGAAACAGAUCCUUAUUGUCAGGGACACAGUCUCCGUUGUGUGUGUCUGUGCGCUUGGCUGGGUUUGUGUCGUGGUAGAGACAAGAAUGAUCUCAGACAGUCUUAUGAU